AUGGUUGACAGCUGUAACUCUCAACUGAGCAAUGAACGUGUUUCAUCUUUUUCAAUUUCGCCCUAUCCGAAAUGCGGCUUUGACGUAGACGACAUAGAAAACAAGAAUUCAAGAUUCAAAUGCAUAUUUUGUUCGCUUCUUAUUCAAGAGCCUAUCCAAUUAGUAGAGUGCGGCCAUCGAUCCUGUCGAGGUUGUUUCGAAGCUAGAGCUGCGGUUGCACCUGAUGAGAAUGUCACAUGCCCAUAUGAUGAUUGUAAUAUAAAAACAAACAAAAGCCAAAUUAUGCCUGAUAAAGCAUUCAAAAAAGAAUUAGAUAUUCUCAAAGUUGCAUGUGUUCAUCGAAGAGACAAACAAUGUAAUUGGGAAGGACUACUAAACGACUAUCAAUCACAUCUCGACAGGGUACAUAUGCAAUCUAUCUGUCUUGAAUGUAAUGAAAGUUUCUCUUCGCAAGCAAUACUUAAUGAACAUAUAAGAAAAACUUGCCCGAGAAUCUUUGCAGCAUGUCCAUUGUCACCGUUAUGUACUGAGGAAAUGAUUCGUAAAACUGAUUUCAUACAUCAUGUCUUCAGUGGAAAACAUCAAGAAACGAUUAGUAAAUUUUUAAUUGGUGAAUAUCAUUUUCCAGAAUCAUCUACUCAGGAACAAGACAUGGAAUUAGACGCAAUAGAUACAGAAUUGGAAGAAAAAAUUUCCCAACAAAUAGCUAACUUAUCAAGAACAACGCAAAUAAUUAACGAUAAAACAAUAGAAAUAACUAAUGGUUUUACUUCUUUAAAUGAGCGUUUUAGUACAAUCGUACAAGAAGUUAGUAAUGCCCACUCAAGUAUCCUCGAAAAAAUACCUAUAAAACGUAGUAUACAACCAAGCCAAGUUCAACUACAAAAGGAUAUUGAAAAUUUGCAACAAAUAUGUACUGCCAGUGAAUACAUAUCAACCGAUGGUGUGUUAACAUGGCGUAUUGAGCAUGUUUCAGAAAAAAUGGCCGAUGCGCAAUCCGAAAGACAAACAAGUAUAUUAUCUCCAGUAUUUUAUUCUUCCCACACAGGCUAUAAGAUGCGCGCAAAACUCUUCUUAUUUGGUGAUGGUAACGCACGACGUACUCAUGUAUCUUUAUUUUUUGUAUUGAUGAAAGGAGAAUAUGAUGCCAUACUUAAAUGGCCAUUUCAAUAUAAAGUAACAUUUUGUUUACUAGACCAAACGGGUAAUAAUCGUCAUAUAAUCGAUUCAUUCUAUCCUGAUGUCAAAUCAACUUCAUUUCAACGUCCAGUAGAUGAAGCCAAUAUAGCGAGUGGAAUUCCUAGAUUCGUUUCAUUGAAUUUACUAUUGCAAGAUGAUAGUAUGUAUGUUAGAGAUGAUACAACUUACAUUAAGAUCAUUGUUACACUUAAUGAAACACCAAAACUGUUAUUGCCAUUUGUAUUAACACUUAAUCCAGCUCUACCAAAUCAUGUACAAGAAAAUUUAGUUAAACAAGAAAUAGUUAGACGACAACAGCAACCAACCACUACUGAUAAUUCUCAAUCGACGCCGAUGAACAUUUAA
Messenger RNA from Rotaria socialis, 1545 nucleotides. The record is from the annotation of a GenBank genome assembly. Lineage: Eukaryota; Metazoa; Rotifera; Eurotatoria; Philodinida; Philodinidae.